Myxocyprinus asiaticus (Chinese sucker) is the source of this 3086-nucleotide messenger RNA. Its product is annotated as receptor-interacting serine/threonine-protein kinase 3-like. Gene Ontology annotation, biological process: protein phosphorylation. The transcript is spliced from 12 exons. NCBI's taxonomy places the organism in Eukaryota, Metazoa, Chordata, Actinopteri, Cypriniformes, Catostomidae. Gene Ontology annotation, molecular function: JUN kinase kinase kinase activity; ATP binding. The record is from RefSeq and is a predicted model, not a curated record. Bases 390 to 1595 code for a protein of 401 amino acids.
GAGAGAGAGAGAGAGAGAGAGAGAGAGAGAGAGAGUGUGAGUGAGUGUGUGUGUGUGUGUGUGUGUGUGUGUGUGUGUGUGUGUGUGUGUGUGUGUGUGUGAGUGAGAGUGUGUAUUUGUAUGUGUGUUUGCGGAAGUGAAACGAACUUCACACUGUGAAUCGUCGCCAUUAACAAGGGAACUUGAGGAAAAGUAGCGACUGUCUGAGUUUGACAUGACAUGUUUAAACAUUCCGCCCUCAAGAGUGUUUAACCUCCAUCAGAUGCUGCAGUGAGAAUGGACGGACUGAACCGAUCGCGGUCCGAUCUGAUUCGCGAUGACUCUCUAGACGGUUGGACUGCGAUCAGAUCCGGCGGGUUCGGACAGAUCUACCGAGUAAAACACAAGGAAUGGGGAACCGACGUGGCGAUAAAGUUAUUGCAUUGUCGACAUCGUCUCUUCUAAGAGAAGCUAAUCUGAUGAUCCAGGGUGGAAAUCCAAACGUCCUGUGGAUCUACGGCUUGUACGAGGGGUGUCUGGGCGGUGCACAUCUCCAGUCUCAGGUGGGUUUGGUGAUGGAGUUCAUGUCGAGGGGCUCUCUGGCUGAUCUGCUGAAGAUGUUGGAUCAACCCCCGCCGUGGCCUCUGACCUUCCGCAUCACUCAUCAGAUCGGUCUGGGAAUGAACUUCCUGCAUAAGUUGGACCCUCCCCUUUUACACCUGGAUCUGAAGCCCAGUAACAUUCUGCUGGAUGACAGUCUCAACGCCAAGCUCACAGAUUUCGGUCUGUCACGAGUCGCUCGAAGUCUUUCUAAAAGUGUCCGAGGGAAAGAUGAAGUGGAGGGUGGAACUCUGAGCUACAUGCCGCCUGAAGCGCUUCAGUCUGUGAAUUACAAACCAAACAAAGCCUCGGACAUUUACAGUUACGGUGUGUUAUUGUGGUCCAUCAUCACUGGAAAGGAGCCAUACCCCAAUGCUCCCUCGCAUCUGGUGCGCUUCCGGAUCCCUGAGGGUGACAGGCCUGAUCUGACAUCAAUCGAUUGUAGCAAGGCCGAAGGGCUGGAUGAUAUAGUUAAGCUCAUGUCAGCAUGCUGGACUCAAGAACCCAACCAGAGACCAUCAUUCAGAGAUUGCGUUCGUGUGACUGAAAAACUCUUCGACAUGCACAAACGUGGAGUGAACGAUGCUGUUCAUGUUGUUCUCAAACAAAUGGACGAUGACAUCUGUUCCGGUUUGGAAUCAGUUCAGAUCACCCUUAAACCACAAAACAGGCGUCCUCAGGUUUUGCCCGGUGCCACCGGUCCUUCACCGCAGCAGGAAACAGCAGCCAGUCAGAAAACAGAGGGCAUAAAAAAAGAAUCUUUUCCUCAUCCGGUCGUGUUUGGGGCACCUCACUUCAACAAAACAACGCAGCGUCAAACAUCAACACCAGGCGGCGCCUCCAUCAAUCUGUCCAACGUCAGUGCGAUUCAGAUCGGCAACAACAACUACAUGAACGUUUCUCAGAGACCCCGUCAAAGGCACCAAACAGCUCCGCACAGCAUCAACAGAGAGAACUCGAAUAAGACAGAGUCCCAACCGCAUUUUAACACUCAUCUCAGAAAAGAAAAGAAAUAGUAAUAAUAAUAAUUAUCAGUUGAAGUGGUUGGGUUUGUGAUGGUUGAUUUUUCUAAAUGACUGAUUCUUCAUCCUGGCUCAGUAUUUCAUCAGAAAAGCUUUUGCUCUUUUCUAAAUUAAGUCCUGUGUGUUUGGAGAGUUUUAAACAGGAUUUUACAGAAAUUGUCCAUAAAUAUGGUGAAAGUGACAAUCUACAAGAAAUAUGUAUUUUUUAUUUUUUUAUUUUGGUACUUUAUUUUUCAUUAAUUCUUGAGAAUAAAUAAAACAAAAUCUGCAUGCUGUAGAUUAAACUAUGUGUCAGCCCUCAUUCCCAAAUUAUCAUGAAACCAAAGGGCACAAUUUUGGCGAAUCAAGGGUCAAUUACAUUUUAAAGGAAUAUUUUGUGUUAAAAAUAAAUUAAGCCCAAUCAGCAGCAUUUGUGGCAUAAUGUUGAUUACCACAAAUUAAUUUGGACUCGUCUCUCCUUUUCUUUAAAAAAGGCAAAAAUCUGUGUUCCAGUGAGACACUUACAAUAGAAGUCAAUGGGGUUCAAUCUGUAAACAUUAAAAUACUCACUGUUUCAAAAGUAUAGACACAAGACAUAAACAAUAUGUGUGUUAACAUGAUUUUACUGUCAUAAAAUGACUUACUAACCGCAUCUCUGUAAAGUUAUAGCCAAUUUUACAACUUCGUUGCCAUGACGACAUAAUGGUGUAAACCUGUAAAAUUGGUCCCAUUGACUUCCAUUGUAAGUGUUUCACUUUAGCCUCCAUUUUUGUUUUUAAGAAAUGGGACGAAUCAAAGUCAUUUUUUGUGUUAAUCAACACUAAGCCCCAAAUUCUGUCAAUUUAGCUUCACUUGCACCUCCGUUUUCAGUUUCCUAUCGUCAUUGUUUUCCAAAGGAUGUGAUAAUUGAGAGCGUUUUCAAAACGCUCCAUUUUUGGUGGAGGAAAACGACGUUCUAGUGUGGAUGAGCGGGAUAGAUGUAGCAAAAUGAAUGCUUUUUCAAACUUCAACAGAUUAGUGAAGACACGGCCUGCAUCUCUCAAUCCCUGCAAAACAUCAAUAUUAUCCGAUGAAGAACAUGGUUUUUAUUCAAAAAGCAAAAUGUUGGCAGUAUGUUCAAAUCACGCAGAGAACAGGAUAGCCAUUGCGCUAAUCAGUACUGACACUGCAUGUGGUUUAAUCAGCAGGGUCCUGGCAUUCCGAACGUUCCAAAUCCCGUCUCCCCAUCUGUCAAACCGGAAUCUAACAGGCACAGAUUUGCAUCACCAGGACUUGUCCACUCGUUUCCCAUUUCUCCUAGUGUUCUGGACAAAAUGCCUUGGAAUGGGUGGGUGGAUGAUGCAAUAAUAGGAACUGAUUGUAGUUUUCCAUGAAACCUCUGAAGUCUUAAAGGGGUCAUGACAUGCAUAUUAUUUUAUUUAUGUUCACUUGUAAUGUAUUAAAGGCUUUUUUACACAACAGACAGUAACAAUGUAGUAUAGCAUGACCUUUUUCUACCCCGUCUUU